GCACAUGGCUACUCAUAUCCCUCCGCUGGAUGCUCUGCCCGCUGGUUAGAGCUGUUUUACGGAUGUUCUUGAUUUACGAAACAUGUCACGACUAAAAGUACGCUUGCCGCAAUUUGUGAUAUGCUAAACAAGUUUAAACGUGACCAAGCAUCUUGCGUGCCUCUUAAGUGAGGAGGAGGAGCUGAGAGCUAAGCUAACUAUAGAUGUGGACUCGCUGACGUCGUCUUCAAGAAGCCGCGCGACUUUCCUCCUCUUUUUUUCCUCCUGUUGGACUCACCGUCUCUCUCCCCCGGCCACCCUCUAAACCCCGCCCACCGUUUGACAUCCCCUCCCAUCUGCCCCGGCAGCGGCUUCACUCUCGUCCACUCUCGCAGUCGCGUGGAGCCCGUCAGCAUGGUCGCGCAGGACGCCGACUCGGGCGGCGGCGUACGUCUGAAGCAGGAAAUUUCCUUGCUGCACGGCGUCUGCCUCAUCGUGGGCAACAUGAUCGGCUCCGGCAUCUUUGUGUCGCCCAAGGGGGUGCUCUUGUACACCGGCUCCUACGGCUUGUCGCUAGUGAUCUGGGCGGUGGGAGGGGUCUUCUCAGUCUUCGGUGCCUUGUGUUACGCCGAGCUGGGCACCACCAUCCGCAAAUCCGGGGCAUCCUAUGCCUAUAUUCUGGAGGCCUUCGGGAGCUUCUUGGCGUUCAUCCGGCUGUGGACAUCGCUGUUGAUCGUGGAGCCAGCAUGCCAGGCGGUCAUCGCCUUGACCUUCUCCAGCUACUUGGUCCAGCCCUUUUUCACCACAUGCCCCGCCCCCUAUUAUGCCAUCCGCCUCAUUGCUGCUGCUAUUAUAUGCCUGCUGACGUGCGUAAACUGCAUGAAAGUGAAGUGGGGCGCCAUUCUUCAGGUCAUCUCCACUGUGGCCAAAGUGUUGGCGCUCAUCGUCAUUAUCAUCACCGGCCUUGUCAAGCUGGGGCAAGGUUUCAACCAGAACUUCGAGGACUCUUUUCGAGGCUCCAAGAUGAACGCGGGCGACAUGGCCCUGGCGCUUUACUCCGCUCUCUAUUCUUACUCCGGCUGGGACACGCUCAACUUCAUCACUGAGGAGAUCAAGAACCCAGAGAGGAACCUCCCCCUGAGCAUUGCCAUUUCCAUGCCUAUCGUCACCAUCAUAUACAUCUUGACAAACGUGGCUUACUAUGUGGUGAUGGACGCCGACCAGGUGCUCGGUAGCGAAGCCGUCGCUGUGACGUUCGCCGACGAGGUCCUGGGCUGGGCCCGCUGGCUGAUCCCGCUUUCGGUGGCUAUUUCCUGCUACGGCGGACUCAACUCCUCCAUCAUCGCCGCUUCCAGGUUGUUUUUCGUGGGCUCGCGAGAAGGCCACCUCCCUAACGUGCUUUCCAUGAUCCACGUCAAGCGUUUUACACCCAUUCCAGCCCUGCUUUUUAAUGGCGCCAUGUCGCUUAUCUACCUGUCAGUGCCUGACGUCUUCCAACUGAUCAACUACUUCAGCUUCAACUACUGGCUCUUCAUCGGCCUGUCCAUCGUCAGCCUCGUCUACCUACGCUUCAAGGCCCCUGACUUGCACCGGCCUGUCAAGCUGUCCUUGUUCUUCCCCAUUGUGUACAGCCUGUGCAGCCUCUUCCUGGUGGUCAUGCCCCUCUACAGCGACACCAUCAACUCGCUGGUGGGCAUAGGCGUGGCGCUCUCCGGCGUGCCUGUAUACUUCCUGUGCCUUCACCUGCCUCGUAGCUCCAGGCCCGCCUUCCUUGGAAAAAUCCUACACGUGGUGUCGUGUUACACCCAGAAAUUGUGCUACUGCUGCGUAGCGUCGCCCGACAUCGACUUGGACAACGUCGACCCCAAUAAGCUGGAGUGAAAGGAAGACAAUCCUGUUUUUUUUUUUCUCUUAGAAGAAAAAGCGGUACUGGUACACUCACACUUAGGAAAUAUCUUGCACAAAAUCUUAACUCAUUGGCUGCCAUUAACGAUGACAAACGUCCAAUCCAUUUGAAGGGCCGCACUUCAAAUGUAUUGGACGUGUGCUUGUGAUAAACUCCUUUAAAAGAGUUUUCAUAUGGGUUCUAAGAGCCACGUGAUUGGACGUCUAUCGUCGUCAAUGGCAAUGAAAGAGGUAAAGGCUUUACGGACAUUUUUUUCCCCCUUUUCUCACAAGAGGGCUGCUUUACACUCCCAAGUGUGGUUGCGGUGUCACCCGGUGGAAGGUGAAAGCAUCACGUCAGGUUUUUUUCCUCCACUUGAACACUUGAAUGAAAUAAGUCUUAAUUUAAAAAUGUCUACUGUUCAAAUUGUUUCUCGUAGAGUUCAUCAUGCUGGUUACUUUUGUCACAUGAGGGUCCAAAAAAAGGUGCGGAGGAGAAAGUUGUCAAAUCAAAUUAGGAGGGGAGGUUUUGAUUUUUGUUAUAGGAAAAAACAACUGAUAAAUUGUAGUUUUUCUUUUAUCUAAAAAUUAGGAUGUUGAAUGUAAUGUACUUCCCUUUUUUAAAUGUUUUUUUUUUUUACAUUACAGGUUGCGCUUGCAAAUUUAUUCUUUUUUUCUGGUAUUGAUAUGACUUGUAAAGUUGCAACUUUAUUCUUUUUUUUUGGGGGGGGGGUAUUUUAUUAUUUUAUAAUUAGGUUUUCUUCCAAAAUAUGAUAUUACUUUUUGAGAAUUCCAUGUAAUAUUACAAUUUAAGGCAUUUAACAAAUAAAGUAUACUUCAAAUGCAUUGGGGGAAAUUCAUACAGUAAGUACAUGAAGAUGUUAAUAAUCAAAAAUAUAUAGAAUUAUUGUAUAAAUAGAAUAAUACAACAAAAUGUUGUAAAAUAAAUAAAAAUAAGGAAAUUUAAUUAAAUAUACUGUAGAUGAAAAGGAAUGAAAUAAAUUACUCUAUCUUUAAAAUUCCUAAAUAUAUAUGUAUUUUUAUAUGGAUUUUCUAUACUUUUAUUUUUUGAUUCUACAAUUUUCUUAUUUUUAGCUGUAUUUUUUCCUAUUUAAUAUUCUAUAUUGUUUUUUUUAAAUUAACUUUUUAUGUACUUAAGUAUUUCUCCAAUCCAAUGCCUAAUGUAUAUUUGUUAAAUGUAAAUUACAAGUGUCAAGGGUUUAUGAGUACCUCAUUUGUUUUCCUCAUCUUGAUAACAUAUUUUUUUGUAAUAUUUAACGUUUUGGAGCCCAGCCCUCCCUCACUGUCCUCCGCACCACAACCAACCUCAGGAUCAUGCUGUCGUUCACGUUUGCUAUCAUUUCACGGUGCCUUAAGAGCUAUCCUCUUGCUUGGACCUCUUUAUCCCACGCCUCACUUCCAUUCACAUUGCACAUGUUUGCCUUCAGCGAGGCGCUAGAACUCAUUUGAGCGUAAUCGAGGUGUGCCUUGUGUCAAUUUCCUGCCAAUUUUAAAUGUUAAUCACAGCACAUUUUUGUAUUGUGACACAAAUUUUCCCAAAUCAAAAGCAGUGUUUCUAAAAGUUUUAUCUUAUUUUCGCGUGGAAAUCUACCGAUAACUUGCUGGAAAUUUUCCAAGAUUUAGAUUUUGUGCGUGUAUUUGUUGUUGAAUGUUGCACAAAAAGAAAUAUAAAGAUGGAGCUUUAGCAGGAACACCCAUCAUAGGUAAGAAUUGAAUAGAAAUAUAUUCAGUAUAUCUAGAUGUUAUCUUCCGAGAGCUGAAUUUUCAAUCAAGUCUUGAUGUUACAGUUUAAUGUUGUAUUUUUGUGUCAAUGCCAAACGCGUGGAUGUGCCAAAAACGUCUUGUUUUUAUUUAUUAAGAACAAACCAAUUGCGUGUGUUGUUUUUUUAUAGAAAUGUGAAUAAAGUGGAUUUUUUUUUUCAGUUGAG
Messenger RNA from Corythoichthys intestinalis (scribbled pipefish), 3812 nucleotides. RefSeq names its product Y+L amino acid transporter 2-like. The coding region runs from base 394 to 1860 and encodes 488 amino acids. Gene Ontology annotation, cellular component: membrane. The transcript has 12 exons. NCBI's taxonomy places the organism in Eukaryota, Metazoa, Chordata, Actinopteri, Syngnathiformes, Syngnathidae. Gene Ontology annotation, biological process: amino acid transmembrane transport. Gene Ontology annotation, molecular function: basic amino acid transmembrane transporter activity; L-amino acid transmembrane transporter activity. The record is from RefSeq and is a predicted model, not a curated record.